This is a messenger RNA of Electrophorus electricus (electric eel), 3605 nucleotides long. RefSeq names its product E74-like factor 2b (ets domain transcription factor) (gene elf2b). The record is from RefSeq and is a predicted model, not a curated record. Gene Ontology annotation, molecular function: DNA-binding transcription factor activity, RNA polymerase II-specific; sequence-specific DNA binding. Gene Ontology annotation, biological process: cell differentiation; regulation of transcription by RNA polymerase II. Gene Ontology annotation, cellular component: nucleus. NCBI's taxonomy places the organism in Eukaryota, Metazoa, Chordata, Actinopteri, Gymnotiformes, Gymnotidae.
UCUGUAGAAUAAUACAAAAAAGGAAUCCUCACUUGUCCUUCACAAAAGCUACUGUAUUGAUCCUGUUAGCAUGAGUCAUGCAUGGCCUGAAUGCUUAUUGUGAAUAGUUUGUGCCAGUGCUGUGAUUUGAUCUGGAUAUGUAAAUGAGCUGCAGGCAGCCUUUAUGCAAAUCAGCAUGCACCACAGCACACCUGUGAGGUAGAGGUGAUUGUUGAAAUAUAAUGCAUUCCUGUCAUCUUUCAAGUACCUAAAUUUGUCCUCAAAAUUACCAUUUUAAAAUCACAUGGCCCACAAAGACAUGAUUUAUUUGGUGGUAGCUUUUCAGUGACUUUAUCACUGAUCUAGAGGCAGUGACUGUGACUUCUCCACCAUCAGCUUGUGUCGUUACGUUUCAAACCAGCUGGUGUAAAGCUUAGCAGUAACACUAAUACUUCGGGCCAAUCUCAUAGUGCAUGGGGGUAAAAUGUUUGGCUCAAAAGAAAACCUAGUUUAAUUAACAUAUUGUGUGACAGUAAACAAAUUAUAUUGUACAUAAUAUUUAGUACCCUAUAUUUGCACAGAUCGACGGUGAUAGGACAACGCAUUAGAAACAUUAACACUAUAUAUUUUAGCGAUGUUCCUCUGUGGCACACUGCUCAUACUCAGUACCGCUGUUUUGUCGUCCUAUCAAAACGACUGGGAUUUAAUCUGUCAGGUAAAAUGUUUUUAAAAGUUAUUUGUGAUUUUGAAGAUCAGAUUUGGGAAGUGAAUUAACUUCCUGUUGUUGACGUAAUUUUACGUAAAGUGCGGAGGAUUUCCUGUUUGUUUGGGGUGGAAGGAUUUUGCCGUGUGCCUGGGGCGUGCUGCGGUCUUGGCUGAAAUUUCCUGUGGAGGCGGAGUGAUCUCAAGCGCGUGCGUGCCUGUGCGUCUCCAAUGUGAACGUGCACCUCUGGACGAAACAUGGCGACGUCGCUGCAUGAGGGUCCCGCUAACCAGCUCGACCUGCUUAUUCGAGCAGUCGAGGCAUCUGUGCGUGGAGGCUCCAGUGUUCACUGUUCUGAUAAAACCAUUGAGGCAGCUGAAGCUCUGUUACACAUGGACUCUCCUUCUAGUUUGAGAGGAGACCGCAGCCCAGAGGUAUUUGUGCCUCCAUGUGUGACGACUCCAGAGUUUCUACAUGCUGCGAUGCGUCCUGACGUCGUCACGGAGACGGUGGUGGAGGUCAGUACGGAGGAGGCGGAGCCUGUGGAGGUCGUCACCCUGAUUGAAGAGCCACAACUGUUUGAGAGAGACACCAGCAGGAGGAGAAAGACUGGGAGGAAGCCUAAACCACACCCCAUAUCAAAUGGGUCACCGGAUUUGGGCAUCAAGAAAAAAUCCAGAGAGGGCAAAGGCAGCACGUACCUGUGGGAGUUCCUACUCGACCUGCUGCAGGAUAAGACCACGUGUCCCAGGUACAUAAAAUGGACACACAGGGAGAAGGGCAUCUUCAAACUGGUGGACUCCAAGGCUGUGUCCAAACUGUGGGGAAAACACAAGAACAAACCGGACAUGAACUACGAGACUAUGGGCCGAGCUCUCAGGUAUUACUACCAGAGGGGUAUUCUGUCUAAGGUGGAGGGACAGCGUCUGGUCUACCAGUUUAAGGAGAUGCCCAAGGACCUUGUGGUCAUCGAUGACAAGUGUGACUCCAGCUCUGAGGACCUUGGGGGGGAGGCGGCUUAUGAGCGCAUGCUAACCUCCGACCUCUCCAAGACCCCCAGCAUCCUGAGAGGGGCGGGGCGAACGGUCGUAAACCCUGCCUCUCCUAAAGCCAAGACUCCGCUAACAGCAACACCUGUCCAGCGCAUAGUGACCGUUUCCACAGCAACAGAUGCCACCCAGCCGUGUCAUGCCACCAUUAUUCCCAACACUAAUGCUCCCAGAACUGUCCGAGUUGCUAUGCAAGUGCCAGUCGUCAUGACGACCUCUCUGGGCCAAAAGAUCUCCACAGUUGCCGUGCCAUCCGUGAACCCACCCCUCCUUACCACAGCGCCCACAAGCGUAGCCACUGCGACUGGGUCCUCGGCGGCGAAGGUUCUGAUCCAGACGGUUCCAGCGGUGGAAAGCGGCGAGAAAGUGACGGUGCAGCUGGCAAAGUUCAUCACCAUUCCUGCGGCCCAGCUGACACACUGCCACCUGCAACAUAAAGGGAGCGCCGGGGCACCCGCCGGCAUCAGCCUGCUGGGGGCGCCGCUCACGGUGCGUGCACUCACGCCUGUCUCGGUUGCAUCUGCUGCUCAGGUCGUCAGACUGGCAGUGCCUGGCAAGCCAAGCUCCGCCCACACGCGCAUGCCUCUUCCCCUGCAGACGCACACUGCGCUUCCCGCCUUGCAGGCCGCAGCCCAAAGCUCUACCCCCAUCCCGGUCUCCCUUCCCAUCCAGAUCCAGAUCCAGUCAACAGGAGGCGAGAGAGGCGGGGCCCAAUUGGACAGCACGGGGCAGCCACAUGCACAGUUGGAGGUGGAGUCUGUCUCAGUGAACCCUGAAUCAGAUACAGCGGCUCAGGAAGUUUUGGCACCCCCUGAACCAGUGCCGUAGCUAUUACACACACAAACACACACGCACGCACGCACACACACGCACCCACACACUCAGCUAAAGGGAAAGUCUCACACACACAGACACACAGGUACAUGUCCCAGCCAGCUAGGCCUACAGCGCCCCCCGCUGGAGAUGGACUAAACUACCCAGAGCUGGAUUUGGCCUAUCUUGAAUUUUAAGGAGUGUGACAGAUUCAGGACAUCUGUCUAGAGGAAGCGCUCGGAAGCCCUCACGACACUACCCAUGCCAGGAACACUACAGCAAGGAUUUACAAACUAAAGUUAAAAAACAAAAAAAAGGACAAAACCAAAUGUGAACAUUUGAGGUUCUGUAAAAUAACUUUUUGAUACUUUGUAAAGAGAUUUUCCUGUUUUUUUUUUUUUUGUUUUUUGUUUUUUUUUCAUUAAUUGCAUUUGCGAUACAAAACCAGCAUUUAAGUUUGGACUGUCACUGUGAGGUCAGAGUUCAGAGGUGAUCACUGUGGUGUCACUGUGAGGUCAGAGGUCAUCAUUGUGUUAUCACAGGCGCGAGAGACAGACGUUGUCUGGACUGAAGCAGAUGGAGUUAUUCUGUAUAUAUCUACAGACCCGAGAACCCCGCAGCCUUGAACUGUUCAAAUAUGAAAUGUUUUUUUUGUAAUUCAAGCUUAUGAAUUCUGUUAAGCUCAAGUUUUAUUUUAUUUUUUAAUGACAUUUUACCAACCGCAGUAUUACAGUACAAAGCAGCAGGACUUUGUAGUAUAGCGGGAGUCUGUAGUUCACAGCGACAUGUCAGGACUGUCUGCCCAUGCCAUUUUGGGUCUUGCAGGUGCAGUUUCAGGACAAGGUCAGCUGACCCUCCCCUGCCCCCAUCCCCUCCAUGCCCCUGCUUUCUUCACCCAUCACUUAUUUUUGGUUACUGAACAGGGAGAGCUGUUUGUCUGUGUUCAGAAUUGAACUAGAUUGUAUAUUCAACAUUUGAAGUAUAUUCUAUUUUGUUGUACUCUUGUUUCAAAGUGUAUUCAAGUAGAUUUUACUGAAAUAUAAAAACACUCAUGACUUGAA